AUGGUCUUAGCUCUCUCUACCCUUCCGUUUUUGCACGAUUCCAACUGCUAUUUAAUCUCUCUAGCCACGGAACAGAACAAUGGCACAGAGCUGACUGAAUUUAUUCUCCUGGGAUUUGCCUGUCAACACAAGUCCUGGCAUAUCCUCUUCAUACUAUUUCUGUUGAUCUAUGUGACCAGCCUCGUGGGUAAUAUCGGGAUGAUCCUACUCAUCAAGAUCAAUUCUUGCCUUCACACGCCUAUGUACUUUUUCCUCCAACACUUGGCAUUUGUUGAUCUCUGCUAUACCUCUGCUAUCACUCCCAAGAUGUUGCAAAACUUUGUAGGGACAGAACAAUCCAUCUCAUUCAUAGGAUGUAUGAUGCAGUUACUAGUCUACGGUGCUUUUGCCACAGCUGACUGCUACAUCCUGGCUGCCAUGGCAGUGGACCGUUAUGUGGCCAUCUGUAACCCCCUCCGCUACACAACAGUCAUGUCCCAGAGAGUCUGCAUGCAACUCUUAUUUGGUUCAUACCUGAUAGGCUGCCUGAAUGCCUCUGUAAACACAGGUUUUCUUUUCUCACUGAACUUUUGCAAAUCCAACAAAAUUAACCACUUUUUCUGUGAUGAACCCCCAAUUCUUGCCCUCUCAUGCUCCAAUGUUUACUUCAGUACCAUGCUUCUCACUGCAUUUGUGGGGUUUAACUUGACAUUUACUGUGUUGGUUGUCAUCUUUUCCUACAUGUAUAUCGUGGCUGCCAUCCUGAAGAUAUCUUCUGCUGCAGGGAGGAAGAAAGCCUUCUCCACAUGCACCUCCCACCUGACUGCCAUCACCAUUUUCUAUGGGAAUCUCUUCUACAUGUAUCUGCACCAGGGGACCAUUGGGUCUCAAGAGCAAGCAAAGGUGGCUUCUGUGUUUUAUGGAAUUGUGAUCCCCAUGUUGAAUCCUCUUAUCUACAGCCUGAGAAACCAGGAUGUGAAGGAAGCCCUGAAACAGAUAGGAAAGAAGUGCUUCUAGUCUGAACGUUAAUUGUAACCCAACAUGGUUCAACAAGCAAGCCAACAGCUAUCUCUUCUUUCUCAAUAACAGAAGAAGCAGCAAAUGUUUGUGAGAUACAAAGUAAUUCCUUAGUUAUAUUGACACUACUUUUAAGAUUUUG
Molecule: messenger RNA, 1138 nt
Organism: Manis javanica (Malayan pangolin)
Lineage: Eukaryota; Metazoa; Chordata; Mammalia; Pholidota; Manidae
Product: putative olfactory receptor 5AK3
Biological process (GO): G protein-coupled receptor signaling pathway
Cellular component (GO): membrane
Molecular function (GO): G protein-coupled receptor activity; olfactory receptor activity
Source: RefSeq, a predicted model, not a curated record